Messenger RNA from Branchiostoma floridae (Florida lancelet), 1412 nucleotides. RefSeq names its product histidine N-alpha-methyltransferase-like. NCBI's taxonomy places the organism in Eukaryota, Metazoa, Chordata, Leptocardii, Amphioxiformes, Branchiostomatidae. The record is from RefSeq and is a predicted model, not a curated record. Bases 331 to 1374 code for a protein of 347 amino acids. Gene Ontology annotation, molecular function: methyltransferase activity. The transcript is spliced from 7 exons.
GUCUUCGAUCUAUCAUGGCCGCCGCGUGAAAAAGGUGUAUUGACACGACAGAAGCACACGUACGACCCAUAACCUUUAGCACAGUCACAUGAGGUCUAGCAAAUGAUUACAUUAGAGUAGUUGGGUUACUUCACUAGACGGCGACCCAUGAUUUUAUGAUGUCCCACUGUCUCUCUGACGCUGAGUGGGGUGUUACCUGGUAGAAGAAAGCUGAACGCAACUCUUCAACUACAGAUAACUAGGUGGGGGGACACAUAGUAUGAACUCAACUCUACUCUAGUGAUAUAUUGUAGAAGAAAAUUUCAAGACACCUACCAAGACCAAGCUGCGAUGAGUGACCACGUCAGUGACGCCAUCACCACAGUGAGUGACGACGCCAUCAAACAUAGUGACGUAGACGAGGAUAUGAUGUCAGUUGUAGCGAGCCUGACGUCACCGCGCAGAUACGUGCCGUCGUGGUACCUGUACGAUACACGCGGGUCGGAGUUAUGUGAGGAACAGAUACAGAAAUCAAAGACCUACAAACUCUGGCAGCACGAGUACAGCAUACUUCAGACCCACGCAGACGACAUCGUCAGCAAAGUCUCGUACCCAGCGGUUCUUGUUGAUCUCGGCAGCGGAGCGUCCUCCAAAACCCGCCUAAUCAUCGAGGCUAUGCUGAAGAGGGGCGGGCGUUUCACAUUUGUUCCAGUAGACAUGGCUAAGGAGUUUAUCGAGACCUGCGGCCGCCAGCUGGACACAGACUACCCGGGCCUGACUGUGGAGCCCUUCGUUGGGCUGUACAUGGACGGGGUGCGGCAUGUUGCCGCCCGGGAGGAGCCGAAAUUACUGCUGUGGCUGGGGAGCAGUUUUGGUAACGUUCCAGUCCACCAAGAAGUGAAGAUGCUACAUGAUAUCCGAGCACAGCUUAGUGAUAAGGACAGGUUGGUGCUUGGGAUGGACAUGAACACUGACCGAGAGGCUUUGUCUCAGGCUUACGGGGACCAAUGGAUACCGCUACUUCGAGACAACUUGAUUUCUCGUUACAAUAAGGACUUUGCCGGAAACAUGGACGCUGAGAAGUUUAAGCAUAUAUUUGAGUUUGUGGAGAACCCUCCGGAUGGAGACACGCCGAGCUAUGUUGUGAAAUCCCUAAGCAGUUCCGGCAAACAACGAGUGCAUUUUGGAAAGCUGGGCCUCGACAUUGAUUUUGAAGACGGCGAAAGGGUUUAUUUCUGUGAGGGGCCAAACACCAGCAGCAAGUGGAACCUGGGACAGCUGCGCCGCCUAGCGGAGAGAAGCGGCUUCGCAGUAGAAGCCCACUGGACCAAUGAUGAGGAGAACUAUUGCGUCAUAUGUUUGGUAGUGGCAGACGUUGAUCAACAUUCUGUUUAACGUUACAAGGCUAACCCCUCAAUCUUUUUCUAAGGUGG